AUGACAGUCACAUGGUUCGUUCUCCUCGCAACAAGAAGUGAACUGAACAUUCCUGCACCACUGCAGAUUGUCUCCGGUAAUGAAUACUAUCAAGGAUACAAAAGUGCCGUCGACCUUUUCAAAUCAUCGCUUGACCUAACUGUUAAUCCCUGCGAUGAUUUCUACCAGUACACAUGUGGCCAUGCUGGAUCAGCAAUGAGUUUCGACAUCUCGGACGCUGAGAAUACGGAUAAUAUGGUGAAACAACUGACGAACCUCACUUACGUAAACUCCUCGCCCUCUCCGGUGAAGCAAGUGGCAUACUACUUCAAGCAGUGUGUCGCAGCCAGAAUGGAUUGGACAAACAUAGUGAAAAGCGGAAAGAUGGUGAAAGACGCCAUUGAUCAGAUGGCUGCAGGAGAAAGUGACUUCGCGAAUCAGACACAAUUUCCAUUUUACAUGUUCUACCAGAAGGAGACUGUGAAACCGUUCCCUGACAGAAUUGGAUUGGGAUAUUUGCUAGGUUACCCAGCCGGUGCACAAGGAUCACCAAAUCUGGUUACACCCUUUGUGGAUACAAACUGGAAAGAUCCCCAUGGGACGAAUGGUUAUGCGUACUACAUUGAUCAACCUACGACGUUGCUACCAUACACAUAUCAUGUCAAGGCGUGGGACCAAUAUCAGAACGCGCUAUUAAACAGCGUAAUCGGGAAUAUGAACGCGUACGCCAAGUCACAAGGGGUCACGCUGGAUCAGAAAACCCUUGCCGCUGAUGCUGCCAGUAUCGUCAACUUGGACCACCUACUCGCGCUAACUUAUAGUACCGACGACACGACGCGCAGACAGUUCGAUCGCAGCUAUAACCCAAUGACCAUCGCCCAGCUUAGCCAGACCUAUCCAAAAAUAAGUUGGCAUGUUUUUGUACCAGAAGCCGUCGGGGCCGCUCAGCACGUUAUGCAACGAGUUCUCGGCGAUCCUACAUACAAAUACAUUGUGAUGGAACCAGCCAAAUUGCAAGCGCUUCAUGAUAUGCUUGGUAAUGAGACAAUUGUUUCUGCUCGUACUAUUGUCAAUUAUGCGUACUAUCACAUGGUAGAUGCCCUAGCUGAUUUCCUACCUUCGGUAACGUACGCCAAUGCACGUGUAUUCAUUGACAAAAUCUAUCCAACAAGCGAAUCUCGGAUUCAAAUGCGUCAGAAUGUCGCCAAAGUCGCUUCUAGUAUACUUAUAGGAUUCCGUUCUAUGCUCGAUCAGCUGGACUGGAUGACAGCAGCCACAAAGAAGGGUGCUUACAACAAGAUCGACAACUUGGUCAAGAAUAUCGGCUAUCCUGACUGGAUAACUAACGAUACACAGUUCACGACGUACCACAAUAACCUCAACAUUAAUGUGAACAAGGACGACUACCUCACGAUGGUGUCGAAGGCCUCAGCAUUCUCUUUGUACACAACCUGGGACUCUCUCGUCGCCGGAGCGGCCAAUCGCAUAGAUUUCAACGGGCCACCAGGGACAACGAACGCAUGGUAUCAGCCUGAACUAAAUUCGAUCACUUUCCCUGCUGCCAUACUCCAUCGACCGUUCUAUGACCCGACGUGGCCAACUGCGGUAAACUUUGGAGGACUCGGAGUAGUCGCUGGUCACGAACUUACACAUGGGUUCGACGAUCAGGGAGUGCAGUGGGAUGGUACUGGAAUUCUCAGCGGGUGGAUGGACGAUACAUCGAAAACUGCUUUUGGGAAGAUGGCUGACUGUGUGGUAAACGAAUACAACGGAUUCUGUCCAUUGAAUAAAACUACAUACGGAACAGCGGCAUGUUUGGAUGGAGCUCAAACUCAGGGAGAGAAUAUCGCCGACAACGGAGGAAUCCAUGCGGCAUAUCGUGCAUAUCGCAACUUCAUCAACCUCUAUGGUCCCGAUCCUCAACUUCCAGACGACCUGCUUCAAGAGUUCACCGCAGAUCAGCUGUUCUUCUUGGCCUUUUCACAGGUAUGGUGCCAAACACCACCUCCAGCCAGCGUAAUGGAACGUCAGAUCCUUGUGGAUCCGCACUCGCCAUCACAGUACAGGGUUUGGGGAACGAUUCAGAACUUCCCUGCCUUCAAAGAUGCCUUCCAUUGCCAAUCAACGGCUUAUGCUCCCGACAAGCACUGCGACGUGUGGGUAUCCGAUAUCGAUUCCUCGUAUGGUGAACCUGUUGUCAAAAGUGAGCUGAACGUCAGGACAAACAAUCAGAUAACGACCAGUGACAUUGACAAGUAUAAC
Haemonchus placei is the source of this 2241-nucleotide messenger RNA. NCBI's taxonomy places the organism in Eukaryota, Metazoa, Nematoda, Chromadorea, Rhabditida, Trichostrongylidae. The record is from the annotation of a GenBank genome assembly.